This is a messenger RNA of Cucurbita maxima (winter squash), 1491 nucleotides long. RefSeq lists its product as uncharacterized. The record is from RefSeq and is a predicted model, not a curated record. The transcript is spliced from 4 exons. Bases 267 to 1106 code for a protein of 279 amino acids. NCBI's taxonomy places the organism in Eukaryota, Viridiplantae, Streptophyta, Magnoliopsida, Cucurbitales, Cucurbitaceae.
UGAUCGCCACACAGAGACCCAAAAGCGAAAUGGGUUUGUUGAACUGAUUCUCGCACCACCCAACCAUUGAUCGCCACACCAUAACCCACACAUUUCGCUUCUUCCGCUUUGUUUUUUUCCUUCUUUUCCAAAAGAAAGUCAUAAUUUCUGUCGGUCGUCUUCUCAGUGAGUCAGCGACUGUGGUGGGUACUCCAGAUUUGUUCCGAUUGGCGGUUCGAUGAAGAAGUAGAGACCCAGAAAACAGAGAGAGCAGGCGAAGGAAGCAAAUGGGUUUGAUCAGUAAUCGAGUGGAGAGAAGCCAAAUCAAACCAGGCGAUCAUAUUUACACUUAUAGAGCUGUUUUCGCCUAUUCCCAUCAUGGCAUUUUUGUCGGGGGAAGCAAGGUUGUGCAUUUUAGACCACAAAGAACCUUACAUUCAAACACUGACACACCUCCUGAUUUCUAUGGUUCAAGUUCAAGCAAUCCAUCAUCCUGUCCGGUUUUCCCUGACUGUGGAUUCAAACAGCUGAACAGCGGGGUAGUCCUUUCAUGUCUGGACUGCUUCCUAAGAAAUGGAUCCCUUUACUGCUUUGAUUAUGGGGUCACCCCAUCAGUUUUCCUUUCCAGGGUUAGGGGUGGCACUUGCACCACUGCUACAUCCGACUCGUUCGAUGUCGUUAUUCACCGAGCAAUGUAUCUUCUUCAAAACGGAUUCGGAAACUACAAUGUUUUCCAAAACAACUGUGAGGAUUUUGCUUUAUAUUGCAAAACAGGCCUUCUGAUUGUAGACAGGCUUGGAGUUGGAAGAAGUGGUCAAGCUACUUCUGUUAUUGGUGCUCCCUUGGCUGCCAUUCUUUCCUCUCCUUUGAAGCUGCUUAUGCCAAGUCCUGUUGGCAUGGCUGUGAUGACUGCUGGAAUGUACACCAUGAGUCGAUAUGCCACCGACAUUGGCGUUCGAACUGAUGUGAUUAAGGUGGCUGUCGAGGACUUGCCUCUUUUUCUCGAGUCAAUGGGCAGCGAAGAAGAAGAUGACGACGAAGAUGAAGACGAAGACGACGAAGAACAAGAACAAGAACAAACUUCCACCAAGAAAAAUGAAGAUUCGAAAUUGCUUGUGGCCAGGUGAUUUCAAUCCUUUUCGUGUUCCAGGGAGCUGCUUCAUAUAGAUUUGAUCCUCGACUCGAAAUUGCUCGGUCUUCUCCUUUUCGUGUUCCAGGGAGCUGCUUCAUAUAGAUUUGAUCCUCGACUCGAAAUUGCUCGGUCUUCUUUCCUUCUUAUAGGUAUGUUAUUUGGUUGCACACUGUUACUUUAACCUGAAUGAACUAGCCUGAUCAUGAAUAUUAAGUAGUCAGCUAUAUCACUGUCAGGAUGUUACAGACUCACAACCAAUAUAUGUCUGUCUCCAUUAGACUUGGAUGGUUUAUUUUUUGUUCUUUUGAUAAAAUGUUUGUUAGAAUGUGAUUCUAUCUUAUUAUAAGAAAUAAAAAAGCUAAGCUAAUGAGUUUCCUAGA